AUGAACACUUCGGCCCUUCUCAAUGUAGUCAGAACACCCCGUGCGGAAAAGAAAACUGUCCCAACUGAGCAAAAAGCGGCGGAAAUUGAAUUGGCUGUUUUUGUGGCUUCCCACUCAUCUAUUAGAGCAGUGGACCAUUUGGGAGAAUGGAUACGUCAACGUGGAGCCGGCAGCACACUUGGCAAUUUGCGAUUACAUCGAACCAAAUGUGCGUCGAUCAUUAGGAAUGUUCUUUCACCUGCAUUGAAGGAUGGACUAAAGAAGGCAGCUGGUGGGAAAAAGUUCACCCUGAUUGUGGACGAGUCAACAGAUGUAGGAUGCCAGAAACUGUUGUGCCUCAUUAUUAGGUAUGUGGACAGCGAGAAAGGAGUUGUGGACGCUUUUCUGGGCCUAGUACCGGUACUGGAAACCAAUGCUGAGACACUUUUCCAUUCCAUGAAGAAUGAGUUGGAGACUUUUGGUUUGAGUUUGGAGGACUGCGUAGGCUUUGCGAGCGACGGUGCAUCCGUCAUGGUAGGGGUUAAGAACAGUGUGUGGACAAGGAUCAAGAAUGUUUCCCCCAACUGCAUACAAAUGAAGUGCAUUUGCCACUCACUGGCCUUGUGCAAGCAACAUGCUUUUGCAAAACUAAAAUCUAAUCUUGGUUUUUUGCUCACAGAGGUGCCAUCUUGGUUUUCCCACAGUUGCCUUCGGCGGGAUGCGUUUCAACGAAUCUUUGACACCCUGAAUGCUAAUAGUGAAUCAGAGAGUGGCGUAUCCCACCCAACACCUUUCAUGAGAGCAUCAGCAACCAGGUGGUUAGUGAGAGGAAAGGUAUUGUAUAACAUUCUUGUGAACUGGGAGGAGCUGAUAUGCUACUUCAACAUUGCUGAGCUGGAGAGUCCAAGUGACAGGAAGUACAAGGCUCGGUUGAUAAAAGAUAUGCUGAACGACAGAAUGAACUUCCUGCUCUUUCACUUUGCUACCCCUGUAGUGCAGGAAUUUGAAUGCAUCAACGCAAAGUUUCAAUCGAGCAAUGCAGAUCCCCAUGAGUUGUCCAAGGAGCUCAUUACAUUCCACAGGAGCUUGCGCUCCAGACUGUACAAUCCUCUAGGAGAGAAAAAGGAUAUUGCAAGUUGUGACUUUGGGUACAAGUUUGUAUCCGAGUGUGAAAAGUACUUGAUGGAAGUUUCUGAAGACAAGAAAGAAGCAGAAGUCAAAAGAGUUGCAGCGACGAAGGAAAGAUGUCAUAUGAUGCUUGUGGAAGCUGUGCGUCAAGUUGAAGAGCGCCUGCCUAGCCCCGAGAACGUGUUUGUUGGACUAAGCCUUCUUAGUCCUCUGAAAGUCUUGAACCAACUGGACAGGACCCGGUUUGAGGAUUUGCCUUUCCCUCAUCUCUUCGGGGAAAAGGUGAGCACAAUAGAAGAGCAAUACAGAAGAAUUGUUCUAGUCGAUUGGUCAUCUGAGCCUGUCUUCAAGGAGUCAUCAGUUCCCAAGGAGACACUUCAAUUUUGGGAAGGCAUCAGGAAAACUCCAAUGAAAGAGCUUGCAGAAUAUGCCCUCACCUGCCUUCUCACUCCUGCAAGCAACGCUGGAGUCGAAAGAAUGUUCUCUCUUGUUAAUUGGGCUAUGAAUUUGCACUACUGUGAAUAUGUUCUGUAA
Messenger RNA from Aplysia californica (California sea hare), 1641 nucleotides. RefSeq lists its product as uncharacterized. Bases 1 to 1641 code for a protein of 546 amino acids. The transcript has a single exon. The record is from RefSeq and is a predicted model, not a curated record. NCBI's taxonomy places the organism in Eukaryota, Metazoa, Mollusca, Gastropoda, Aplysiida, Aplysiidae.